Messenger RNA from Rhinichthys klamathensis goyatoka, 2438 nucleotides. Its product is annotated as cell surface glycoprotein 1. The record is from RefSeq and is a predicted model, not a curated record. The coding region runs from base 18 to 2438 and encodes 806 amino acids. The transcript is spliced from 4 exons. NCBI's taxonomy places the organism in Eukaryota, Metazoa, Chordata, Actinopteri, Cypriniformes, Leuciscidae.
AACACGCACGUAGCAGAAUGGCGUAUGGGAAAAUGCGGCAGAAACUGUUUGUUUUUUUCACAUGCAUUAUUUUAAUAGAGUGCCGAAGUGUGCUAGAAUUAUCUGGAACACAAGAAGCAAACGAUGGAGGGAGCGGGAUUAUAUCAGAACAAUCUAUGUCAGACCACGAGGGAAUUGUUGAGUCAUUGGCUAAUUUUGAGCACCUUGGUGACGACCCCAGUGUCGCAGGGCAACUAGUCAGUUCUUCUGAAGCAGCCUGGGAUGCCAUGUCUCCAAAAUUGAGGUGUGGUGAUGAUCUCAUGAAGUUGCAACUUAGUGGUCCAGAAGUAGCACAAAUUGAGCUUUGUCGAGGUAAUGGUGCACCUGUUCCCAUUUCCAAGUUGCCACCUCACUGUGGACACACCAUUCCCACUUACGGAGGUCUUGUCUAUGCUACACCCUAUGAUGGAUGUGGUAUCAUGCAACAGGGAGGGAGUUAUGUGAUGCAGAUGCAAUGGCAGGGAAACUAUGCAGUCAUUUCUUGUCCUAUGAUCUCUACAACUGCAAAUGAAACCUUCCUUGGUCCUCUUACUCCUGCAUAUCUGCAGAUUCUACUGCCUCAUUCUCCUCUUGAUCACCAACAUGGCAAACCAAAGCCUCCAGAGAAACCAAUUCUAACCUCUAUCCCCAGCGACACAUCAGUUGCCCAAGCACCAAUCCAGAAGCCUCAACUUCCAGGAUACCCCCAGGACUUUUGGCCAUAUUACCAUCAAGGCAAACCAAAAUCCCCUAAGGAACCAGUUCUAACCUCUAUCCCCAGUGACACAUCAGUUGACCAAGCACCAACCCAGAAGCCUCAACUUCCAGGAUACCCCCAGGACUUGUGGCCGUAUUACUACCACCAUCAUCAUCAUGGCAAACCAAAGCCUCCAGAGAAACCAAUUCUAACCUCUAUCCCCAGCGACACAUCAGUUGCAUCAGUCCAGAAGCCUCAACUUCCAGGAUACCCCCAGGACUUUUGGCCGUAUUACCAUCAUGGCAAACCAAACCCCCCUAAGGAACCAGUUCAAACCUCUAUCCCCAGCGACACAUCAAUUGACCAAGCACCAGCCCAGAAGCCUCAUCUUCCAGGAUACCCUCAGGACUUUUGGCCGUAUUACUACCAUCAUCAUCAUGGCAAACCAAAGCCCCCUAAGGAACUAUUUCCAAUCUCUUUCCCCAGUGACGCAUCAGUUGCUCAAGCACCAGCCCAGAAGCCUCAACUUCCAGGAUACCCCCAGGACCUUUGGCCAUAUUACUACCCUCAUCAUAAUCCUCGUCGUCAUCAUCAUCAUGGCAAACCAAAGCCCCCAGAAAUACCAGUUCCAAUCUCAAUCCCCAGUGACACAUCAGUUGCUCAAGCACCAGCCCAGAAGCCUCAAUUUCCAGGAUACCCCCAGGAUUUUUGGCCGUAUUACUACCCUCAUCAUAAUCCUCAUCAUCAUCAUCAUCAUCAUCAUCAUGGCAAACCAAAGCCCUCAGAAAUACCAGUUCCAAUCUCGAUACCUAGUGACACAUCAGUUUCUCAAGCACUAGCCCAGAAGCCUCAACUUCCAGGAUACCACCAGGACUUUUGGCCGUAUUACUACCAUCAUCAUCAUCAGCAGCAGCAUGGCAAACCAAAGCCCCCAGAGAUACCAGUUCCAAUCUCGAUCCCCAGUGACACAUCAGUUGGUCAAGCACCAGCCCAGAAACCUCAAAUUACAGGAUACCCCCAGGACUUUUGGCCGUAUUACUACCCUCAUCAUAAUCCUCAUCAUCAUCCUCAUCAUCAUCAUCAUCAUCAUGGCAAACCAAAGCCCCCAGAGAUACCAGUUCCAAUCUCGAUCCCGAGUGAUGCAUCAGUUGCUCAAGCACCAGCCCAGAAGCCUAAACUUCCAGGAUACCCCCGGGGCUUUCGGCCAUAUUACCAUUAUGACAAACCAAAUUCCCCAGAGAUACCAGUUCCAACCUCUAUGCCCACCACAUCAGUUUCUCAAGCACCAGCCCAGAAGCCUCAACUUCCAGGAUACCCCCAGGACUUUGGGUCAAAUUACUACCCUCAUUACCAUCAUGGCAAACCAAAGCCCCCAGAGAAACCAGCUCCAGCCAUCCCCAUUGCCUCCCCAUCAAGCUCACCAGCAACAUCCCAGAAGCUGCAACCCCCAAUGUACCCUGGAGAUAUAUAUCAUCUUUAUUUGCAACAGCUUUAUUCGCAAUACCCAGUUCAACCUCCCAAAAACCCUACCAUGCCACCUAUAACUACCACCCCUCAACCCUGUACUACUACUGUAGCCGCUGAAUGCAUACCAUCAGCCAACCAGCCUCUCAAUGACCCACUCCAAUACUAUAUACAACUUGGUUCAAUGUUUUCUGAAAAAGACCCUAUCGCACUUCAUUUUGUGGACUUUUCAGAGAUUGCAGCUGACUCUUUCCCGUGA